Malaclemys terrapin pileata is the source of this 3224-nucleotide messenger RNA. Its product is annotated as beta-1,3-galactosyltransferase 5-like. The coding region runs from base 808 to 1767 and encodes 319 amino acids. The record is from RefSeq and is a predicted model, not a curated record. Gene Ontology annotation, cellular component: membrane. Gene Ontology annotation, molecular function: N-acetyl-beta-D-glucosaminide beta-(1,3)-galactosyltransferase activity. The transcript has 5 exons. Lineage: Eukaryota; Metazoa; Chordata; Testudines; Emydidae.
AGCACAGCCAUGAAAAGCAGGGAACAGAAACUACACUGAAACAGUUUCUUUAAGAUCGUCCAGCAGACUGGCAAAGAGAAAUCAACACUUUUGAGAGUCAUUCAGUGUGUAUGUGUGUAUGAGGUGUUAUGUGCAUCCAGGUGCCACUGAUAGUAGAUUUUUGUUCAUGUGAGAAUAUCUGAGAAUUUAUCCAAGACUUUUAAAAGACAAUCUUCACAGCGAAGGUUUCAGGAGAAAAUGCUCCAAUGGAUAACUUCCAGAAAUUUAUCCCAGUCACUUUUAUCCUAUUUGCCUCACUAACAGACGGAGGCGAAGGAAGGAAGGAAGAGAAGAGCAAGAAAUAAGAGCCAAAGUCAUAUCCCUACAGCUGAUGGUUUUAAAAUGAAGGCCACCAGUGGAAGAAAGUGAGUGAAGAGAAUGAGGGAGACCACAGAGAAUCUACAUUUGCAUUUGAUGGAGCAUAAGAGACUAAGUUCUGCGUACAUAUCUGAAUUUGAGUAAAAGAAGGACAUUGAAGUGGUUUUGGACAUUCUACACAGAACAAUCCUAGCCAGAGGAUUAAGCUCCCAAGGAACCCGCGCCUCUGAAGUAUGUAAACUUGCCUUUGUACAUGUGCCACCAUGUAUGUUUUUAAUUCCUUGCAUGGGUAGAAGCCCAACACUUUAAUUUUAGAAGAUCAAGCUAAUUUCCCUAUCAAGAGUACGUGGGGAAAAAGAGAAAGAGCUGUCUCUUUAAUACCAUUUUUUUUUCUCUUCCCCACAUUCUAGGAAAGAACCUCUAGUUUGAGCUGAGAAUAACUGCUAGAGAAUGGCACUAUCUAAGAUGGCUUUGAAGAGAUUCAAAAUGAUUUUGUUUUUAAUUGUAGUAUUGACCUCUACUUGUUUGUAUUUGAUUGAAAACGGUAUAUUCUGUUUAAAGGAGGAAGAGGCCACGUCACUGACUUUUAUAAAAGAGAGUGGAAAGUUUUUGCAGUUGCCAGAUAUAGACUGCAGUAGGACUCCUCCGUUCCUGGUACUCCUUGUGACAUCGUCACAUGGCCAAAAUAAAGCUAGGAUGGCUAUCCGUCAAACAUGGGGGAAACACAGACUAGUUGCUGGCAACCGCAUUGUGACAUAUUUUCUUCUGGGAACCACCAUGAAUCAAAAUGAUCAAACUGGUAUUAUUGCUGAAAGUCAGAAUUACAGAGAUAUUAUCCAGAAGGAUUUUAUAGACACAUAUUACAAUUUGACUUUAAAGACAAUGAUGGGAAUUGAAUGGGUUCACAAAUUUUGUCAUCAAUCCAGGUUUGUGAUGAAAACUGACUCAGAUAUGUUUGUCAAUAUCUUUUACCUGACUGAACUUCUUUUAAGAAAAAACAGAAGUACUAGAUUCUUCACAGGCUUUUUAAAGACGAAUGAGCUCCCAAUAAGAAAUAGAUGUAGUAAAUGGUAUGUGAGUAAAGAUGAAUAUCCAGGAAGCACGUAUCCUCCAUUUUGUUCAGGGACUGGUUAUGUUUUCUCCACUGAUGUUGCUAGUCAAGUUUAUAAUAUUUCAGAAAGUAUCCCGUUUAUUAAACUGGAGGAUGUUUUCAUAGGACUGUGUCUUGCUAAACUAAAAAUCAAUCUGGAGGAACUUCAUUCAGAACCGACAUUCUUCCCAAGCAGGGUUGUGUUCUCUCUUUGGCACUUCAAGAAAAUUGUGACAUGCCAUCACGUGAAACCUCAUGACCUGCUGAUCUACUGGAAUGCACUGGAGAGCUCAAUGGAUGAAAAAUGCCCAGAUGUAUGAAAUAGCUGAGCUAACAAAGUGACACAAAAAAGCUACAGGACCAGCCUUUAGUAGGCUUACCACCUGGCCAGUAUUUGACUAGCCUGGCCCUUUUUUUAUGGAUUUGCCAGGUGCCAGAAAAAUAAUUUAAUCUGCCUUUUUUACAUGUGUCUAAAGAUUUGCAUUAAUAUCACCACAUUACACUCGGAUGUCUAAUGUUAAAAGUUUCUGUGUCCAGCUAAAGAUGCUGCAGUGUUCCCACUUCUGCAGCUUAAGUAAGAAAAUGAUGUUAUCAAUCUUAUCUAUAUGUGCUCUCUCACUAGAUACUGUAAAUGGCUACUGGGGGCAGGAUGUGCAGAAUUGUCUUCUGGGUGGUGCCGUUUUUUUUGCAUUUCAAAGGUGGUAACCCUAGCCUUUAGUCAGGCAAAACUUGGCCACUGAAGUUAGGCUGGGGACUUGUACAGUCAAAGAGACACUGAUAAAUAUUUUAAUCUCUUGCCCCUCUGCAAAUUUGCUGGUAUUUAUUUGCAAACACUGGAUUUUCUUGCAGGGCACAAACCAACAAAACUGCUUUGUCUCAGUACGAACACUUACAGUAAUGUCAGCAGAAGGCAGGGAAUGCUUACCUAUCAGUUGGUUCUCUCUAUCAUUUUCUCUGUUUCCUAACAUUAAAAGUUUACAGUCCAAAGUCCAUUCCCUGACACAUUAUAACAAGGUUAGGCCACACUCCUGUAAUGAGCUCUGUGUGAGCAGAGACAUGCAUCUGCAUGAAAUCCUUUACACUGCUGAAGUUGAUGGGGCUUUGCACAGGUGUACAGAUCUACCUAUUCAGAGCCUGUUGCAGGAGCAGGGUCUUAAGUUCCAUAGGUUAACUUCUGAACCUUUAAGAUCACUGCAUUAGUUUUCUAUUAUACAUUUCACAUUUAAAAUCAUGCAUACAGGGCUUAAUUGAGAGCCCAAUGGAAAGAAAAAAUCAACAGUGCUGACAGAAUAUUGGAGUUGGUAAAUAAAUAAUGUAUUUCAACAUGCUAUAUUCCCCCUUCAAUAGAAGGUGUAUUUUUGAAUUCAGAGGAAUUAGUAAAUCCUGCAAAAUUCUAAACUCAAACAUCACAUUUCCCUUUAUGCUGAGAUUGUCAAAGGGGCUGAAGAGAAUGAGGUGCCGCCAUCAUAUUAAUGGGAUUUGGGUACUGACUCCAUCAGUCUCUUUUCAAAACCCCAGCCUCAAUUGUUAUAAUUAUACUCAGGACAUAUAUGUAAAAGCGGAAUGAACAAAAAGGCUAUUUGUAUAUAGGGUAUUUGAUGUAACAAAAUGUGAUUGUUUUAAAUAUGUCUAUUCUCCCCUUGAAUUAGCACCUGAAACUUUUUUAAGGCUGAUAUAAAAAGUAGGACAGUCUUUACAUUAUUUGCAUAGAACAUAUAAAUAUCAAAGUAACAAAACUUAAUGUAUGAUACUAUUUUAAUAAAAGAUUAUUACAGCU